ACCCCGAAAUUUAUUGGUAAAUCGCUUUACAUAAGAAAACACUGUCAAACUAGUCAAAAUAAAAUUGAAAACUGUUUUAAUUUAUUUUAAGAAAAGACAAAUUGCGUUUUAUUUACGUUAACGUCGACCGGUGGCUGUUUAUUUGUUCUUUAGUACAUCAGUUACCAGAAAUACAGAAAAAGCUCACUUUAGCGAAAGCUCACGCCUAUUUUUGACGCAACGACCUUGAGGAGGCGGCAACAACUAAAACAACCACAACAACAACAACAAGCGGCAAAUUAAUGCAGCCGCUUGCAGUGCAUCCACGCAAUACUCAAUGUCAAUGUCGCAAAAGCUUUUAGCGCGGCAGUUGCAUACUUUCAGGCGGCAUAUUACGUAUACACCACCAAGCCAAUAACUAAAUAAAUAUUUAAAAAUAAAUUAAUUUUAAAAUAUAUAGUAGAUAUAUAUAUUUAUCUAUAUACAUUUGCAAGCAAUACGCGAUCUGAGCAAUUGUUUUGUGUGCUCGCGAGUAUUUUGUUAAACAAAAAUAAAAAGAAUCUUUUGGGCGACCAGAGCAAACUGUUGCUGUUUGUUUGCUGACGGGUGCCCAGUUUUAUGGUUGACAGUGAAGGCGCCGCAUGCCAAAUUUUGAUCAUGACCGCGUAAAAAAGAAAUACUGCUGUUUAUCUCUACACAUAUAUAUACUAUAUAUGUAUAUAUGGGGUGCCAAUAAAAAAAAAUAAAAAACCAAACAAACAAUCAAAAUACGUCUGCUUUAAUUAAUUGAAAGAAAAUAUUGUGUAACUCGCCCGCCUCGACAUGAAUAAAACCAUACUGCACUGGAGCUAUUUAAAUUUUAAAGAUGUGCCCAUGGACUUGUUUCUGUAUGAGGACCUCGAAGAGGUCUAUUUAAAAGAGAACUACAUAUCCGUAAUACCCAAAUGGCUGCUCAAUAUUACCACACUCAAGUUUAUACACCUAGCUGGCAAUAAUCUCAGUGAGUUGCCAGUGGAUAUUUAUAUGCUGGAGAAUCUCGAGUUUUUGGAUGUGUCCAACAACGAGCUCACAGAGCUGCCCAAGACAUUGGGUCUGCUGCUGCGCCUACAGCAGCUGAAUGUGAGUGGCAAUCAGCUGACCGAGCUACCUGUAGAGCUAAACACCUUGCGCAAUUUGGAGCAUCUGAAUAUUGCCAAAAAUCAAUUUCGCCGCCUGCCCCUGCAGCUCAGCGAAUGCGUGCGCCUCAACGAGCUGAACGUGAGCGACAACGAGGCGCUGUUGCAUCUGCCCGAGCGAAUUGCCAAUCUACCCAUGCUGCAGUCGCUAGCCGCCGAUCGCUGCGCUCUUGUUUAUCUGCCGGCUGCGCUCUCCAAGUUCAUGAACCAGGUGCGCAUCUUUCACAACACCUCCGUCAACUAUAUACCCAUGAUCUAUGAGCGUUUCUAUCAGAACUUCUUUGAUAAUAGACAAAAAGUGACGCCCAUUUCCAUCUCCAAGAAGGGUCUCUUCUGGGUGCGUGAACUGGAGUCCCAGAAGCGCCUGCUGCUGCCCGUGGGCACACGCAAUGUCUUUCGCGUGCCCUCGCCCGAGAACCGGGUCACGCUCUACGACGAUUGUUUGCACGCGCUGCAAACGAUGAAUCGCCACCUGCCUGUCUAUGAGAAUGCUGCACUGCAUCGCCUCCUGCCCGAGCCCUAUAUGAGUGCACACAUCAACAAUGGACCCAUUGCUCGCUGCACGACUACCAACUGCUCGAGAUGCCUCUAUACAACCUACUACUUUAUGGUCGUCAAGCGACGCGGCAGUGCCUCCAAGCAGCUUUUCACUUGUAACUUCUGUACACAUAACUGCGCAUUACAAUGGCUUUCGAGCAAUGCGAAAAAAUACUAUCAGCUAGACUGGAAAGUUUCCGAUGAUGACGACGGUGAUGAUGAAGAUGUUGUUGGUGGUCAUGAUGAUAAUAAUGGUGAUAAUGAUUAGGACGUAGAGUUAACUUGUGCCGCGAUCUUUGUAAAUGUUUGUACAAAAAAUUAACACUGUUUAAUUAGACGUUAGUUUUAUAAUUGUUAUUUAAAUGCUUAAGCUUGUUAAAGCGGUCAUUAAAGUGUCCCAAUAACCAACGGCAA
Drosophila montana is the source of this 2105-nucleotide messenger RNA. Its product is annotated as leucine-rich repeat and death domain-containing protein 1. The record is from RefSeq and is a predicted model, not a curated record. Gene Ontology annotation, molecular function: protein binding. Bases 802 to 1959 code for a protein of 385 amino acids. Lineage: Eukaryota; Metazoa; Arthropoda; Insecta; Diptera; Drosophilidae. The transcript is spliced from 6 exons.